UUUUUUCAUACUUGUUCAUCCUUUUGCAGCUGUUUGGCUGAAAGCAGCGGACCUCUCAGAUUUCACCCGCUAAAGAAAGUGUAAUGUCGGGACUGGAUCGGAUGUCUAGGAGUGCCAAGGAGCGCGUGCGCCGCGGAAGCUCCACACAUUUGGCUGCUCAUGCAGGCACCUACGCAGAUACCCGGCAUGUGCAGACUGCCGACGAUGCGGCGGAUGUUGCGGAAAAGGUGUUGAGCAAAAGGAAACAUGAAUUCUGGAAGAAAGAUGUUGGAAGGAUUGGGAACUUCUUGAAUUCACCUACAUUCGAGUCAGCCUUGGCCUGCAUCAUAUCGUUGAACCUGAUUCUGAUCAUUGUGGAGACAGACCAGACCGCUGAGGGACAAGUGCCACCAGCGUGGAUCACCCAGAGCAAUGUGGUGUUCUUAGCCGUGUACGCAGCGGAGUGCGUGACGAAGAUUGUGGUCUUUAGAUUUGCUUUCUUCCAGGAGACAUGGAACUGGCUGGACCUGCUGGUGGUCUUUACUGAUACAUGCUUUGCAAUUUUGAACAUUUUCUUCACGAGUGUAGAGCAUGUCUCGAUGAUCAGGAUCUUCCGCUUAGUCAAGCUACUCCGGAUGAUCCGUGUGCUGAGACAAGUUUGGGAACUUAAGAUUCUUCUUCUAGGCUUUCAAGCGGCUGCCAAGUCCAUAUUCUUCGGCAUGGGCAUGGUAGUGGUCGGGACACUUGUUUGGGCGAUUUUGGGUGUGCAAUUGAUCCACCCAGUGAACUCCCAGAUUUGGGCAGACAGCGAUUGCGAGAGAUGUCAAAGAGCUUAUUCUUCGGUUUGGGAUGCUUUCAUCACAAUCUUCGAGACGGUCAUCGUUGCAGACGCUUGGGGUGACCUUGCGAUUCCAUUGAUUGAGACGGCUUGGUGGACAUUUCUAUGGUUCUUUGGCGUUUUGGUCACCCUGCAGCUGGGUCUGCUCAACCUGAUCUUGGCGGUGAUCGUGGAGCGAGCGGCAGACGCACGAGACAAGGAGGAAAGGAGGCAAGUCCUUCACCAAGAGGAGAAAAUGCGUGAAUCGAAAUUGGAACUCAUUCGUCUUUGCAAGGAACUGGACAAAGAUGGUGAUGGUCGGCUAAGCGAAGAUGAGUUCCUGCAAGGCUUUGAAACAAAUCCCGUUUUUGCCGAAGCCAUGGUUGGGAUGGGAGUCUAUCCUGAAGACGUUGGAUUGCUUUUUGACGUCAUGGAUGUGGAAGGUGAAGGUGAAGUGAGCUAUAUCAGUUUUGUCAAUACGCUCUCACGGGUGAGGACACAGAUGAGCCAGGUGAUCUUGUUUUCUAUCUCUGAGCUACGGAAGUCUGUUGCAAGGGUGGAGAAACAGUUUGCGUCAACACCAGGCUCCGUGCGCUUGCAGAAAGAUCUCCUUCCCAGUCCAAACGAUGCACGCCAAAGGGCUCCGAGUCCUGGUGAAGGGCUCCGUGGGCAGUUGGAAGAGAUGACCCGGCAAAUGCAGUGCCAGCUCCAGCAGAUCCAGUCGGAAAUGUCGAACAGCUUUCAAGAAGCAGUGCAGGUCAUGCUUGAAACGACUGAGACCUUUGAGACCUUGGUGAAAGUGCAAAGUGGGAGUCAAGGUGAGGAAUGUGAGAUGCCAAAGGCACCACAUCCCAAAGAUGUCCCAGAAGAUUUUCCUGAGGUCCAGGAUGAGCCUCAAGCCAAUCGAAUCCCACCAGACAGGAUGAAGCCAGAGAAAGACAAGGACCAGGCCAACCACCCCGGACUAAAUCGAUUCCAAACACCGAGAGAAGCGCUAUAAGACGCUCAGUGUCACCGCACUGGCCGAAGUCUCACCGUGCCGAAAAUGGAGCGAGCAAGCCAUCGAUGGUUGGUGUCUUC
Messenger RNA from Durusdinium trenchii, 1876 nucleotides. NCBI's taxonomy places the organism in Eukaryota, Dinophyceae, Suessiales, Symbiodiniaceae. The record is from the annotation of a GenBank genome assembly.